AAGAGCACAUCUUUAAGACACUGCAUAUUUUUGUGCUUGUGUAACUUAAUGAGGUUUUCUUAAAUCUUCUGAAUUGGCACAUAAUUUUACAAAAACAAAAUGUCAAGCAUGACCUCAUUGUAAUAAAUACCCAAUCAACGUGGAAGCAUAUCAGCAAUCCUUAUUAUGCAGUCACGGAGAAAAUCAGACCGACAAUGUCGAAAUUCAAGAGCGUUACAUCAAAAGGCAUUGAUUACAGCGCAUGGGAUCAUAUUGAAAUCUCAGAUGAUGAAGAUGAUACACAUCCUAAUAUUGACACUCCUAGCUUGUUCAGAUGGCGACAUCAGGCCAGGUUAGAGAAGAUGGCAGAGUUGGAGAAAGAAAAACAAACUGUUGAAAAAGAAUAUCAGAGACGUGAGCAGAAGAAAGCAGAAAUUCAGAAGAAGCUGCGUGAAGCCGAGGAGUCCAAUGCUGUGGCAGAAGACCUCAGUAAGUUGAAAUUAGAACUGUCAGAAUUAGAGAAGCAAGAAGCUGAAUGGAAAAAGAAAGAAGCUGAAAUUGCUAAGAAAGAGAAAGAAACUCCAUGGAAUAUUGAUACAAUUUGCCAUGAUGGAAAAUCUAAAACUGUUAUCAACAAGUCAACACCAGCCAAAAAAGAAGUCUUGACAGAUGAAGAGAGAUCAAAACGCCAAACAGAAUUCACAAAACAGAAUGAAAAACUCUUGAAAAAAUUUGGAAUGUUUAGAAGAUAUGAGGAUUCUGAGCAGUUUUUGUUGGAACAUCCUUUCUUGGUGUGUGAAGAAACAGCUAAUUACUUAGUAUUGUGGUGCAUCAACUUGGAAGUUGAAGAGAAAAGAGACCUGAUGAACCAUGUAUCUCAUCAGACAAUUGUUAUGCAGUUUAUUCUGGAAUUGGCCAAGCAGUUGGAUCGUGAUCCCAAGUCUUGUGUUAGACCCUUCUUCUCAAGGAUCAAGCUGGCAGAGAAACAGUCCGUGGAGGCAGAAAGACAAUAUAUGGCAGCUUUUAAUGAUGAAUUGGAGUCUUUUAAAGAACGUGUCCGUGAGAGAGCACAAGCAAGAAUUGAAGCAGCAAUGAAAGAGGUGGAAAUGGAGGAAAGGCAAGCUCGCUUGGGACCAGGAGGAUUAGAUCCAGUAGAAGUAUUUGAGUCAUUGCCAAAAGCCCUGCAGGAAUGUUUUGAAAGUAAAGAUAUAGCAUUACUGCAAAAGACUGUUAUGGAAAUGCCGAAAGAAGAGGCAGAAUAUCACAUUAAACGCUGUGUAGAUUCGGGGCUCUGGGUGCCCGAUGCCAAGAAAGCAGAAGGCCAGGAGGCAGAGGGUGCUGAGGCAGCAGUUUAAGAGAAAAGUGACAAAAUACAAAUAUUAUUUCAAAAUAUUUUCAAUCAGUUAAUAUAUGUAAUAUAACAUAAAUCAUCCAGCUGCUAGAUACAGCAGUUUUAAACUGGUGAUUCUGCUAGUGGCACCAAUAUUGAAUGACUUAAUACAAGACUUCAAAUUUCUGAGAAUUUAACCUUACUAAAUCCAUUUAUAUGCUUCUCACAUAUGCUGCUUUUGAAUGCAACAGUGAUAUGAUAAUUGUACAGGUUUCAUUGGUUAUUCAUAAAAAUUCAGUCUUGA
Lingula anatina is the source of this 1613-nucleotide messenger RNA. RefSeq names its product hsp90 co-chaperone Cdc37. Gene Ontology annotation, biological process: protein stabilization; protein folding. The record is from RefSeq and is a predicted model, not a curated record. NCBI's taxonomy places the organism in Eukaryota, Metazoa, Brachiopoda, Lingulata, Lingulida, Lingulidae. Gene Ontology annotation, molecular function: protein kinase binding; protein-folding chaperone binding; heat shock protein binding. Gene Ontology annotation, cellular component: cytoplasm.